Molecule: messenger RNA, 1750 nt
Organism: Suillus paluster
Lineage: Eukaryota; Fungi; Basidiomycota; Agaricomycetes; Boletales; Suillaceae
Product: Zn-dependent exopeptidase
Exons: 6
Coding region: 121-1401 (426 amino acids)
Biological process (GO): proteolysis
Molecular function (GO): metalloexopeptidase activity
Source: RefSeq, a predicted model, not a curated record
GUUCAUCGUGACUAGUCUCGAAUUCAGAACCUUGAAUUAUACUUCGUUCAACUAGGCUACCACCAUUUCCUGCAGGAAGCUUCCGGUUCUGAUUGAAACCUCUUCAUCAAGCUGUAGACAAUGAGGACAUUCACCGCACUAUAUGCGCUUCUUUCUGUUCUCUUUGUAUCUGCUGCCGUCCUCGAUCAGCCACCUCAGGAAGUACUCGGCAGACCCACAGUCGAUGCUCUGACCGACCGUGACGCUAUCAUCGAGAAGCUGCUUGAUACAUACGAUGAUGAUCCUGUACGCGUUAUGCGUCUUCUGGAUCCCGAAAAUGCGUCAGAACUCGAUGCUCCACGGCUGUUGCAAAUCUUUGGUACUGAGGCAGUCACAUGGAUGACCGAAGGCGACAAACUACGCCUUCGGCAGCAGGGCCUCGGGUUCAUCGACCUCACCGAUCACCAGGAUUUGCAAACAAGUUCCGAGUCUGCUGAGUCAACAUGGCCUAGACUACAAUAUCAAGACAGGGUGAAGUCCGUCACCAAGCUUCUGAGCAAGGACGAGAUGAAGAACAACCUGGGCAACUUAACCUCCUUCCACAACCGGUAUUAUCGCUCGGAGUUUGGUGUCAAGAGUUCACGCUGGUUAUACAAUCAGAUCCUGGAGAUUGUCUCUGCUGCUCCUCCCGGUGUCCGUCUCUCAGUCGAGACAUUCACUCACACGUUCCCCCAGCCCAGCGUCAUUGCCCGCUUUGAGCCGUUCUUUGGACGCUCUUCUCCCAAUCCAACCAUAGCCCUUCCGCGCAUCAUCGUUGGCGCUCACCAGGACUCCGCAAAUUAUCGUUUCCCCUUACUCCCUGCGCCCGGAGCGGAUGAUGAUGGCUCAGGAACGGUCACGAUCCUCGAGGCCUUCAGAGCUCUUGUUCAAGCUGAGUUCGUACCAGAACGCCCGGUCGAGUUCCACUGGUAUGCCGCAGAAGAGGGUGGCUUACUAGGAAGUCAGGAAGUCGUAUCUGAGUAUAAGCAGUUGAAGAAGGAAGUGGGCGCCAUGAUCCAGUUUGACAUGACUGCAUACGUACCAAAGGGAGAAGUUCCCGUUGUGACUUUUAUCACGACGGACGUUGAUUCGAAUCUGACGAACUGGACAAUGGCGCUUGCAGAAGAAGUACUCUACGUCUGUGGUGGGCGGUGCAAAACUUUUUGCUGGUGCAGGGCUCAGACCACAUGUCAUGGCACCGAGCAGGAUUCCCUGCCAUAUUUGCCGCAGAGGGUGAUCCAUUCAAGACAUUCAACCCGUACAUCCACACGUCAGGAAGACCGGAUGGACCUUGCCGAUGGCGAGUUUUCAUUUGAGCAUGCUCUCGAGUUCGCAAAGGUUGCUGUCGGGUUCGUAGUCGAACUUGGUGGAUGGGUCGAAUAACUUCUUGGGGAUGGCCAGUCUGGUUGCACGGACCAAUGAUAUACUCAAACUCUCGUCCGUGUAUAGUCUCCCCGCGUUGCUACUUACAGUCGUGAAGAUUGUCGGGCCAAGAUAAUGCUAAUAAUCACGAUUUGCAAGUACAGGACAGCUCAUGAAGUCGGCAAUCAGAUUGUGUCAACAUGCAACUUUUACUUAUUCUCCAAAACAGAAUAGUGAGAGUAUGAUUGUUCUUCCGGACGUCCAUAUCGAUAGUAGCACUAGUAUCAGUUCUUGUUCGGGUUAUCCAUGGCACCGUGGACGAGAGUACUAUUAUCAUGAUGAACUUUAACUUAUUGAAUAUAUAUACGUU